AUGGUGAGCAAUGCAGAGCAUGAACAGCCCCUCAACCUUUCACCAUUCUGGAAAUGCAUGUGGGCAGACAGUCCAGGCGAUUUCUAUGUCUCUCUCGCCAACGAAUAUUAUGAUGGUGUCAGCAGCCAAUCGGCAGCACCUCCGCUUGUUGAAUUGGAACGUGAUUUCGAGAAAGCAGGCAUUCCGGGCCUGCCAACACUCUACGAGGAACAACCUUUUGUUGGCCUCCGCGAUGAAAUAACCAUCACUCAACGGUCUCGCUACGUAGGCACGACCCGCGGCUCUGCGACAAAAUCUUCGACACUACCAGAGACGUGUUUCCCCCUCCACACUGACCGCACACGGGCAGCAUCAGAGCGGUCCAUAUCACAUCUUCCUCCGUCCAUCUUUGCUUGCAUUCGCAAAGUACUGUCCUCCAAUCCCUCCUUCGCAAGCGGUGUCAUUUCCGCUAUUCACCGACUGCCGUCAUACAAGCGCGACGUUCUGAUUGACCACGAUGCGACUGAUAAUACGGAUUGUCCCGAUGGGUCAUCAACGGGUACCUCGCGGUCUUUUGAGAAGGACCCUAAGAGGCGCCGAACCGCCCGCAACAACUCUAAAAAAGGGCGUGGCAAAGAGCCCCCAGAUGGUGAUGGAGUUGGAGGUGAUGAUGGAGACGGUAAUGGAAGAAAUGGAGGUGAUGGAGCUUCCUCGUCCUCGACCAAAGGGAGUAACGAGGACAAGGGACGGCGUUGGAUCUGUCCCUACCAUCUUGCAUACCCCGAGGUAUACUGGAUUCCACAUCUCAAGGACUGUUCUCCGGGGAACAUGGUCGACCCAAAUGAAUGGAGGAAGCACUUGAAUACGCACCAUUCCCCCGAGGCAAAGACCAAGCACCUAGCGAAGAACAAGGGACUUGACGCCAACAUGAUAGCGAAGUUCUACAUGAACGAUGCUACUUUGAAGGCCGUCCUACAAGAAAUCAGCUCGCACACCAAGCGGCCACGCGGUGACGAUCGCAACAAAUAUCGGACAGACGUUUUUGUCAAAGUCUGGAACAUGAUCUUCCCCAAAGACAAGUUUCCCGAUUUCAAUGAACCUUUGUCGGCCUUUCAUUGUGAAGACAUGAACUUGGGAGACCGGCUUGCAAAGCAAGCUGAGACCCUGCUAGAUGCCAUGUAUGAUACCAAGGCCGUUGAGGCACUCAAUUCCGGGGCACCCAACCUUCUACCCACCGCGACGGAAACAAAAGAGUACAUGGCAAAGGCCAUAGCUAUCGUGCUUCUUAACGAACCUGCUGCUACUGGGCCUACACAGUGGCUCGCUCGCGCCUCUUCCCAAGCCGUGAAGGUAGCUGGAAGGGAGUACAGUACAGGGUCUGCUUCCACGUCGAUGACCACCUCCUUCGACGAAGUCCCUCGUGCCGGCGAACCUGCAGUCAACCCUACAGUGUCUGACAGGUCUCACCCUGUGCCUGGUACUGGGCAUCUUUGGCCUAUUCAAUUAUUCCCUAACGGGACAUGGACAGAGGUACUCCCUUGCAACUCAACCUUUACGCAAGAGGCAUAUCUCACUCUAUCGCCCAACGCUACCAGACCGGGUCCAGGUCUAAGCAACGCGGCGCCUAUGAUGAGUCCGGCCUUUGGCAAUGCCUUCUACAACACCUUGCAAACCCCAGUUCCAACUCAACAGGCCAGCUGGGACCCAUCGAUCCACUCCGGAAGUCAGGACGUCUCGCUACAGGAGAUUGAAGGAGGAGCCGCAGUUUCGCAGGAGUUUGGUAUUUAA
This is a messenger RNA of Fusarium coffeatum, 1767 nucleotides long. RefSeq lists its product as uncharacterized. The coding region runs from base 1 to 1767 and encodes 588 amino acids. The transcript is spliced from 5 exons. NCBI's taxonomy places the organism in Eukaryota, Fungi, Ascomycota, Sordariomycetes, Hypocreales, Nectriaceae. The record is from RefSeq and is a predicted model, not a curated record.